AGAAAAAAAAGAAAAAGUCAGAGAAGAAGAACAAACAUGAGUUCAGACUUCCUGUCUGUGUGUUUUUUUCAUCUUCUCAUCUGACUUUACCCCUCAUGGCCAAAAGUAAAUGGACAGGUGAACGUGUGUUUGUGAGUCUGACAGCAGACGACAGACGUGUGGAGUUAAUUCCAUCAUCAUCAUCAUCGUCAGAGGGGAAACAUGAAGGUGAGGAGGCUCCUGCUGUGUCAGGUCUGAAAAGUGGCUUCCAGCAGUCUGAUCCACAUGACAUGUUUUUCUGGUUUCUGAUGUUGACUCUCAGUGUUUGUUCUGUAAAACAAACAGCAAAGAACCAAACUGCUGCACAAAGUUCUCCUGCAGAGCUGAGGGAAACCUUCUCUUCAUUCUUCUUCUAAUCCUGCUUCCUGUGGCAGCAGCGAGCUUCAGGCCACUCAUAAAGUCUGACUCCUCCUUCGCUCCAAAGGUCCUCCUGCCUGCCAGGAGGUCAGAAGGCUCACAGACGAGGGAUGGGAGCACAGGACAAGAAGGACGAGGAGGACGUGGCUCCUUCAGCGAGGAAGAAGCAGCAAAAAACCUCCAAAGAGGUUCACUUCUCCGUCCUGCCGGACAGAUACGAACCUCUGAUCGAGGAGGAGGAGGAGGAGGAGGAGGAGGAGACAGCAGAGGAGAGGAGGCAGAGGAAGGAGGAGAAGAAGAGGAGGAAGAAGAAGAAGUACAAGAAGUACAGGAAGAACGUGGGGAAGGCGCUGCGGUUCAGCUGGCGCUGUCUGAUGGCAGGACUGCAGCAGAUGGCCUCCGUCUACUCCACCCCCACCACGGUGGCAUCUGCUGUGGUGACGGAGGCUCACCGGGCCGCCGGCAGCAGAGCAUGACGGGACAGGGACGGAUUGUGUCUCAUCUUGUUCGGCCCAGGUGCCCAGCAGUUCAGCCCCGAUGUGGAGGACAAGCAGGAGCACGAGGACACUCCGAGUCUGUUAUUAGUCACAUGAAUGUUUUACUUCCAUCAUCACUGAACGAAUAUUUAGCGUGUAAAACUUCUCACUGCAGUUUGAAGAGAUGUCUUCCACUUCCUCCUUCUGUCCAACCAGCCGUCCAAACACAAAGGCCCCUCAGUUCCUGUCAGAAGACACAAGCUGGAAGCAGCCAAAGACUGUCCAUUGUCCACUAGCACGAGCUGACUGUGUGGACGGACAGAUGGACAGAUGGACGGACGGAGCGUCUGCUGGUCUAAUGCGUUCAGUUUGACUCGACUGGCUGUGAACUGACAUUCACCUUCUUUCUUUUUAAAGCUCUUUGAAAUGAACAGUCGGUAGUUUUUGUCUCAUUAACGUUCACUGAAAUGUGUUGUUUUGUGUGACCUCUGACCACGUGUUGUCAUGGAGGACAUCAGUGUGUGUGUGUGUGUGUGUGUGUGAAAUGCAGAUUUUGUAUGUUUUUAUAGGAGAACUUUGAACCCUUCAGAAUAAUGCUGGCAUGUCUUCAAUAUGAAAAUGUAAAAUGUGAACACGUAGUGGAUUUUAUCAAAUAAAUGUUAAACUGUGACCUGAUGGCGUUCAUCUUAAAAUGUUGACUUGAAUUUCCCUCGGGAUCAAUAAAGUAUCUAUCUAUCUAUC
Scatophagus argus is the source of this 1613-nucleotide messenger RNA. RefSeq lists its product as uncharacterized. Bases 507 to 872 code for a protein of 121 amino acids. The transcript is spliced from 2 exons. The record is from RefSeq and is a predicted model, not a curated record. NCBI's taxonomy places the organism in Eukaryota, Metazoa, Chordata, Actinopteri, Scatophagidae.